Suillus paluster is the source of this 1992-nucleotide messenger RNA. Its product is annotated as HORMA domain-containing protein. The coding region runs from base 1 to 1992 and encodes 663 amino acids. The record is from RefSeq and is a predicted model, not a curated record. Lineage: Eukaryota; Fungi; Basidiomycota; Agaricomycetes; Boletales; Suillaceae. The transcript has 15 exons.
AUGACCCUUAACCGAGGCUUCACCAAUGAAGGGGAUCGUAUAAUUGACUACCUAGAGAACGGUAUAUUCGAGGCCGUAGACAAGCAAUACCUUCGCAAAGUUAUAUUCGGCAUUUACUUGGACAGUAAAGACCCCAACAACUUGGUGGAGGCUUACACGUUCAAUUUCCAUUACCACAAGCUGCCCGGAAGUGACUCGGCCAUACCUAUCAUGACUCUUGGAGAUGAAAUGUCGAAGAUGUCUCUUGCGCGCUCAGACCCUGUUUCUGAGGCCCUCAAGAAGGGACAGAUGCCGACUCUUGGGGAGGUCAAAAGGAGUGUCAAGUCGCUCAUAACCACCAUUAAUCAGAUGGAAAACCUUCCGAAGAAUCGUUACGGCAAUUUCAAAUUGUUCUUCAACGAAGAUGCCCCAGAUGACUAUCAGCCCCCUCAUUUCCAGGCGGCAGACGCUGAAGCUAAUAGAUGGUUCUUCACUACCCAUGCGGCGGGUGAAGUACCGGAACGAACGAGUAUCGGCAGAGUGAAUGCAGGAUGGCAUGGCGUCGACAUGAAAGUUGUUUCAGUAUCGUCGUAUCUUCCUUCUAUAACUGAAGACAACAAUGCACCAUUCGCGGGUAUCACAUCGCACACAGCUCCGAAAUUGACUCCAGUCGAAGAGGCGAGAAUUAGGGUAGAGGAUGCACAGCUGCAAAAGAAAGAUGCGUUGGAGCGCAACAUCGUCUGGAGCGUAGAUGAAGACGAGGAUGCCGAGGGUGAGAUGGUAAUUGACGAAGGGAUUGUUUUGUCCAGGUUCGGUGGCGACGUGCUUAUGGCCCCCGUCGGCGUACGCAGCGAAGAUGGAGGGGUUCGACCAUUCUCUCAAGUCGAUACUUCGUCGGCCGCUCAUGCACAGUAUGGUGGUAUCUCGGAGUCGACCCCGAUGCGCGUUGGAGACCUGAACAUCAGAAAGGCUGUUCAUAACAUCGAGGGAACCCAACAGAUCCCAGCCACUCAGGAGAUUGUGAUGGGUUCACCAAUACCUGCUCCUAAGGGCCUUUCAUUGCCUGCUUCUGACAUUGCUUCCCCUGCUUCGGCUAUCUCCACUCAAGAGGUUGAUACUCAAUACCUCAAGGAUCUCCUGGGAAUGAGGAAUGAGAUGUCCACGGCGCCUGAUUCAGAGAUGUUGGGUAUGACCUCCAUGUGGUUGCACCCGUUGGUUCCAUGUCUGGUACGCAUUUCUGUUUCCCGUACAGAUCAAGCCUCUGACGAAGACCUGUCGGGUAGGUGCAUGGGAUAUCACGGUGCACGAGACAAGCGCCUCCCUGCUCGAUUUAUUUGCCUUGAUUGUCGUCUCCGCGGAUCACACGAUUGGGACAUCUUCUCGGGGAAGAUUCAUGCUGACAUGAUCGCUCGAUACAAAGACCUAGCCCUCUUCAGGAGGGCCAUCAAGAUUUUUGAGGUGCAUCAGCCCUCCUCGGCGGCACUAUUCAGGGAGCACAUUGGGUGUGACACUGCACUGAUUGGUCAACUUCUGACGAGGCUAGAAGAAGAAGGCUUUAUUGCAGUUGAAAGCAUCGUCUCUGACGAACUAGGCAUUGGCGUUACCCGCUCCCACGCAAAAAAGGGCAAGAAAACUAAAACCAAAAAGCAGAAGGAGCUUCAAAAAACCAAAUACGUCUUCCUCGUCAAGGCAAAACGAUCAAAGGCCUAUUCUGAUUACUUUGACCCACUUCCGGAAGUUGAGAACCGCCUUAUGGGCCUAUCUGAUACGGUCAGAGAUACAAUUUACAAUCAUUCUACUUCGACUGGGGUUGCAGAUUCCAACUUAGGUCCUGAGGUCACGUCACGCCAGGGUUGCUCUGAUGACGAAUCCCAAACUCAAGAAGCGACUCAGAACGUCCUCACGCUGGCGGUUGUCCAUCAAGCCGAAAAACGCAAGGCUGCGACUGAUCUGGCGCGCCGCGAGAAACGGCUCAAGAUAUCAAUUGGCUCAGGCGUCGAUCUUUGCGACUGA